Messenger RNA from Eucalyptus grandis, 1794 nucleotides. RefSeq names its product protein NRT1/ PTR FAMILY 5.2. Gene Ontology annotation, biological process: dipeptide transport; transmembrane transport. Gene Ontology annotation, cellular component: membrane. Gene Ontology annotation, molecular function: dipeptide transmembrane transporter activity; tripeptide transmembrane transporter activity. NCBI's taxonomy places the organism in Eukaryota, Viridiplantae, Streptophyta, Magnoliopsida, Myrtales, Myrtaceae. The record is from RefSeq and is a predicted model, not a curated record.
AUGGCGAGAAAGGUUGAAGAGAAAGGAAGUGCACAUAGAGAUGAUUACACACAAGAUGGCACUAUGGACCUCAAAGGGAGACCCAUCCUGAGAUCCAAGAGAGGUCGAUGGAAGGCUUGUUGCUUCAUCAUUGGAUAUGAGGCAUUUGAGAGAAUGGCGUACUAUGGGAUUGCAACAAACCUAGUGACCUACUUGACGAAGAAGCUCCAUGAAGGAACUGUGACAUCUUCGAACAACGUCACGAACUGGGGCGGCACGGUUUGGAUGACGCCCAUCCUUGGCGCUUACAUUGCUGAUGCUUAUCUUGGACGUUACUGGACUUUCAUUUUCGGAUCCGUCAUUUAUCUCAUGGGCAUGUCCCUCCUAACGCUGGCGGUGUCGGUGCCAUCGCUGAGGCCUCCAUCGUGCGACCCAGCGAUCAAAGAAGAGGAAUGUGACAAACGUGCCUCGGCCCUCCAGAUUGGAAUCUUCUACUUGGCCCUCUACAUAAUAGCGGCUGGGACGGGCGGGACCAAGCCCAACAUCUCGACCAUGGGCGCCGACCAGUUUGACGACUUCGAGCCCAAGGAGAGGGCCCAAAAGCUCUCGUUCUUCAACUGGUGGAUGUUAGGCAUCGUCUUCGGGACACUAUUCGCAACCACAGUCUUGAUCUAUAUACAAGAUAACGUCGGUUGGGCAUUAGGGUAUGGCCUUCCCACGCUAGGGCUUGCAUUGUCAGUCCUGGUCUUCUUGGUGGGCACUCCAUUUUAUAGGCACAAAGCGCCCUCAGGAAGCCCGUUGACAACGAUGGCUCAGGUGUUGGUGGCGUCGAUCAGGAAGCGGAAGUUGCCUGUUCCGGAGGAUCCGAAGGAGCUUUAUGAAUUGAGCCACGAACAAUACGCGGAGUUGAAGAAAUUCCCGAUCGAUCACUCUAUUUCUUUGAGAUUUCUUGACAAAGCCGCGGUGAAGAUUAAUUCAAGCUCGCCGUGGAUGCUAUGUCCCGUGACCCGAGUAGAGGAAACCAAGCAGAUGGUCAAAAUGCUCCCAAUCCUAGCGCUGACGUUCAUCCCAAGCAUGAUAUUUACCCAGGUGCUAACGCUCUUCGUCAAGCAGGGCGAAACCCUGAACCUACACAUGGGCCCGCACUUCCGGAUCCCUCCGGCCUGCCUCACCGCGUUUGUCACGAUCUUCAUGAUCAUAGGCAUCCCCAUCUACGACCGGUUCUUGGUCCCUGCUGUCAGGCGCUAUACCAAGAACCCUAGAGGCAUCACAUUGCUGCAGAGAAUGGGGAUAGGCAUCGUCUUCCACGUGAUCACAAUGGUCGCCGCUUGUCUCGCCGAGAAGUGGAGGCUGACCGUCGCCAGAGAGAACGGUAUUUACGGUCAGUCCCAAACAGUCCCUCUCACCAUCUUCAUCCUCCUGCCACAGUACGCUCUCAUGGGAGUGGCCGAAACCUUUGUUGAAGUGGCGAAGCUCGAGUUCUUCUACGACCAAGCGCCAGAGGGCAUGAAAAGUCUAGGAGCAUCUUACUACACUAGUAGUUUAGGUAUCGGGAACUUCCUAAGUAGUAUUAUUCUCCAGGUGGUCUCACGAAUUACCGAGGAACACGGCCACAAGAGUUGGGUCUUGGACAACCUUAACAUCUCCCACCUCGACUACUACUAUGCACUCUUGGCGGUCCUCACGUUUCUCAAUUUUCUCGUGUUCCUUGUUGUGGCCAAGCUGUUCGUCUACAAUGAAGAAGUCACCUUGGAUAAAGAGAUGGAAGCUUUGCUUGCUAAUUCAGCUGAUCAGGAGGCCGUGUCUGUCGGAUGA